AUGAGUUCCUACCAACCCAAACUAAUCGAGCUAUUGUUCUCAAAGAAAUAUCAUAUUUCAUCUCGAGAGCAUUUCUACCUAGACGCCGUCAACUAUCUACAAGAAGCACUCAAAUCACCCCUUAUAUCCAAGGGCCGCGUAUUCCUCUGCCAAGUCGACGACUGCAUAACAUUUCUCCGGCGAGGUUUCGCGUACCGAGCCGCGCGCGUCGAGUCCAUAGUCGUAGCAGGAUUCACCGAGACAAAGUAUUUCCAAGGGUUUCAAAUUGAGAACGAUUAUGGCAUUGAAUGCGCGUCAAUUUCGGCGAGUUCUACCAAGAGCCCUUGGAUCCAGCCAAGAUCGCCAAUGUUGCGGACGGCGAUUCGACCUCUAUUCUAG
Penicillium manginii is the source of this 378-nucleotide messenger RNA. RefSeq lists its product as uncharacterized. The coding region runs from base 1 to 378 and encodes 125 amino acids. The transcript has a single exon. The record is from RefSeq and is a predicted model, not a curated record. Lineage: Eukaryota; Fungi; Ascomycota; Eurotiomycetes; Eurotiales; Aspergillaceae.